Molecule: messenger RNA, 1596 nt
Organism: Acanthosepion pharaonis
Lineage: Eukaryota; Metazoa; Mollusca; Cephalopoda; Sepiida; Sepiidae
Source: the annotation of a GenBank genome assembly
AUGCCCCAGGUAGAUCUGCAAGAAAGGCAAAUUAGCCAGGAAGAAACUACCACUUCAAGGGCCACGACAGAAGAAGAAUUGGCUCCAUCUACGGUGGCCGCGCUGUCUCUCUCAGGCAGCAGUUACCGAUCUCGAAGUCUUCCAUCGCCAACGUCAAUGGACAAAGAUGACUACGACGCCGAUCUGCUGCGUCGCACUGUUUCCUUCAAAGUGGAGAAGAAUAACCGACCGACUUUUAUUUCCAGGAGUCGCCUGAAAGAGUUUUUAGAACGCAACAUCAGUUUGGAGCACGUCGCGUCUUGUUGGAAAAUGGAAAGAAACGAUAUGUGGUUUGUGACCUUUCAAAAAGAUUCCGAGUCCUGUGCCGGCAACCUUCUCCUCGAGGGGGUCCGUUUCGAUUAUGGACUUACAUUUUAUAUCAAGAGUUUAGGACACCAAUCAACGGCAGUGCGCAUCUUCUGGCUACCACCUUACAUCAGAGACGAUUUCCUAGUCAAGUAUUUCAGUAAUUUUGGACGUGUUCUCCGCAUAGAGAGACUAAAUUGUUCAACAGACGGUCUACAUCACGCACAGUCCGGAGUCAUCAUUGUUCACAUUGUGUUUGCCGAUUUUAAGAGGACAGCGAUACCUGACCGCCCUCGAAUAGGUCCUUACAGGCCUCUUGUAGUUGUUCCAGGCCGACCACCCCUAUGCAUUAAAUGUGGUGACCGAGGUCACAUAAGACAGUCAUGUCCCUUAAAAGGUACGGUCGAGACACCGUUCGUUGAAUCACCACGAAUGUCCCUUGUAAAUAGGCAACAGCAACACUUAAUAGAUGACAACAGCCGCUCAGAGAGUGAUCUAGACGAAGAUGUUGCAAGCUCUUUACAGCAAUCAAUUGACACAAGUGGUGGCAGCAGCAGCAGCACUAAUAACAGUCCGUUACACCUGCCUCAUAGCCCGUACCGGGCUAAAGGCAUGUUUGACAGUUAUGGCAGUCCACUGCACCAGGCUCGAAAUCAGCACUACAGCCCUAAUAGAUCAAGUAGCAUGAGCGAUGAUCCCGAUAGCCGUACACGUAUUCCUCACAGCGGAAGUGAGAUCAACCUCUUCCGGCGUACGAUGGCUACAUUGUCGGAAACCAAAACCCAAGGACUUCAUUUUCCGAAGACAGGCAACACUCAUUGGAAACAGUAUUUUUCUUCGAGUACUAUUGCUUGGGAUGUUGGCAAUUCACCGAGGAGAAAGAAAGCAGGUCGAAUGGAACGAGGUGUUAGUUGGGACGAGGAAAUGUGUCAGUCUUUGGAUGGUGGCAUUUGGAGCAGUUCACCUCUUGAGAGCCAAGAGGAGAUUACGGAAAAAGAAGACAGGAACACAGAUAAAUGGAAAGAGGCAGCUCCCGUUUGUCGCCGACACGGUAACCGUGCUAAACGGCCAAUGAGCAAUGGUUAUUUGGCGGCAAGUUACAGCGGUUUUUCAGACAUCGACGACACAGAGACAGAACUAAUAAACAAUCGUUUAAGUAAGGUGAACUGUUACCACGAGAACCAAGAAAAAAAUGAGGAGGUGGUCAAAUUGUUAGAAGAACCGGUUGCAGAGGGCCAAACAGUUGAAUAA